AAUCAUCUCAAUGGAACACUCAAACCAAACCAGAUCACCAGUCCUUCACCAAACCCCUCACCGAUCCUUCAGUCCCAAUGCCGCCCGUCCAAGCAGAUCAAAUCCUACCCAACCCUUAUCUCAACCAUUCCAAAAUACUCAACAAUACGACCAUAACCAAGAAGAAGAUGAUGAUGAAGAAGAAGAAGGUGAUCCUGCUUCAAACUACGAUGUUUAUAAAGAUUUCAAUAAUGCAGGAGUUAGGUACGUUAAUAUAGUCGAAAGUCCAGAAGAACCUCUCAACACCACUUAUCCAACAUCAGAAGAUAAUAAAUUAGAAAUACCAAAAGAAAAAUUCAUCUUAGCCAACGAUUCAAAACAACAAACUAGUUCGAAUUCUAAACUUUUAUCAUCUAAUCGUCAUUCAAAACGGAAUUCAAAACAAACUAAAUCUUUAAGAAAAAGAUGGGGUUGGAGACUAGGUGCAGUGAUUGCUUUUAUAGUUUUAGCUUGUCUAGGAAUCGCAAUUUACUUUGUAAUUCCUCGUCAACCGGCCAUCUCAUUCGAUAAACCGAUCAGUUUCAAAGGCAACAGUACUUCAGCAAUCUUUAAUCCUUCUAAACCUACUGGCUUUUCAUUUGAUGCUCGGCUCAGUAUGGCUCUAGAUGGUAGAUCUUCUUAUAUACCAGCCAGGAUCCGAAGCUUUCGAGUGUUUAUUAAUGAUCUUGGUUCGACUUCUGAAAGUAUUUUGGUCGGGAAAGGUGGGUUGGAUAAAGCCUUUACAGUCGGGACUUCUGCUUUAACAUCUCUUGAUAUGGAUGUUCAAUUCUCAUACACGGCUGGUGCUCAGACUGAUGCUCUAUGGCAAGCUUGGCAUCAAGCUUGUGUGAAUGUUGAAGCUUCUAAAGUUAAUGGGACAGUCACUAGACCUGCUUUACAGUUAUCUUUGGUCAUCUCCUUUGAUAUGCUUGGGAUCCCAGGUGCAAGAGGUGAUAGUACUCAACUUAAUGGAGUUUCAUGUCCGAUCGAACUUCCUGUUUGAGUUUUUGAAACUCUUCAUUCAUUCACUCUAUUAUCUUUUCUUUGGAUUGGGAUCUAAUCGUUUCUUUCAUGGCUCUUCGUCUUCUUCGUAAUCUUCAUACCAUCCUAUCUUUCAUUCGAACCAUUUAAUCAUUCCUUUCCUUUCCCAUCUCAUCUUUCACCUUAGCAUGCUGCAUUUCUAUUGAAGUAUCUACCAUCACUUUCUCAAGACCUUUUAUCAUUCAAAUGGAUCGGUACUUCUUAAUACUUUCUGACUCUAAAGUUGAACAUCUGAUCUGUUUUUUUUUGUCUUGUAUCACUUGAAGAACAUUCAGAUGAAUUGUAUAAACGUUUAAACCUUUUGUUUUCUCCUUCAUUUUGUCUUUUGUGGAGUCUUAUUGUAAUGGAACUUGGUAUAG
Messenger RNA from Melampsora larici-populina 98AG31, 1418 nucleotides. RefSeq lists its product as uncharacterized. The transcript has 4 exons. Lineage: Eukaryota; Fungi; Basidiomycota; Pucciniomycetes; Pucciniales; Melampsoraceae. Bases 11 to 1021 code for a protein of 336 amino acids. The record is from RefSeq and is a predicted model, not a curated record.